CCCAUCGGAAGACGCAGACUUUGCCUUGAAACAAAUCAUGCUGGGUGUUGCCCAGGUCGACCCAUAUUUGUUCAGUAUUUUCAAAUCUGGACUAGCUGUAAAUUCCGCCUAUCGUGUGAACACUCAAAUGCUCUUCACGACUGAGCUGAUUCUGGGGUUGCGUGCUGAUCGGGCAAUAAAGUAUGGUGCCGUCAUUGUUACUGCUGGUCACGAGAUCUACCACUCGCUUCUGACGGACCCGGAAGAGCGUCUGGGGAUUACUGACGAGCGGGUGAAAGCGAACCGAGAAUGCUAUACCCAGCAUAUGUUACGGGCUCAGGAUUUAUACAAAGAGGAUGAGAACGACCACUACCUAAACUCCGGUGAAUCGACGAUGAGCGAAGAUCUGCCAGACUAUGAGGGCCUCCAAGCCGCUUAUGAACUCUUCCAGAAGACUGGAGGACUAGACGAAAUCCCUUAUCCUGAUCUGCCCCGCGUCACGCGCGACCAACUAUUUUUCUACGCCCAUGCUGCCAGCUAUUGCGAAAUCGGGCCCUCGCGAAACUCCGGCGACGGGUUACCAGACCCGCAUUCUUUGGGAUACCUUCGAACAAAUGCACCGCUGUCGCUGCUCAGCUCGUUUCAUAAAGCCUUCAAAUGCCCGGCAGAUAGUCGCAUGGGGCAACUUUAUCACGCCGCCCCCGUCGGCAGAUGCAACCAAAUCGGCGACCUGGGCCGCUUCAAUGCCAACGGAAAUCAU
Molecule: messenger RNA, 739 nt
Organism: Mesorhabditis spiculigera
Lineage: Eukaryota; Metazoa; Nematoda; Chromadorea; Rhabditida; Rhabditidae
Source: the annotation of a GenBank genome assembly